AUGUCUGAGGAAAAAUCUGGAAGGAGUGGAGACGCCGCGAAAAAGACCGUGGCGUCGAACGAAGUUAGCUUCGAGCAGAUGUCCAUACAGGAAGGCUCGUCCACCGAAAUCAAGGGCAUCGAUGCUAACCGUUACGCGACGAAGAAAACCGUUGCUCAAGGCUUGCUGGACAUAGCUUUGUUGACAUCGAACGCGUCCCAGUUGAAGUACAUCCUCCAAGUGGGACCCAAGCACGAGUUCUACACGCUGCUCGUCACUCUGAUCUCCAUAUCUAUCAUUUUACAGGUACUUUCGUCUAUUGGUUCAGUGAUUCUUGGUUUUAUUUUCGACAUCAACCACCAACCCCACCACAGACGCGCAGAAAUCUUAAACAAUCUCUAUUUGGGAACGAAAACUAUAAGCACUACAGUAAAUGUCAUGAUAUCAGUAUUUUACUCUUUGGAUGUCACCGGAAAUUACGUUCCGCCUCCAUUAAGCACUACGCUAAACACUCUUUAA
Molecule: messenger RNA, 498 nt
Organism: Leptosia nina
Lineage: Eukaryota; Metazoa; Arthropoda; Insecta; Lepidoptera; Pieridae
Source: the annotation of a GenBank genome assembly